Molecule: messenger RNA, 1004 nt
Organism: Nicotiana tabacum (common tobacco)
Lineage: Eukaryota; Viridiplantae; Streptophyta; Magnoliopsida; Solanales; Solanaceae
Product: 21 kDa protein-like
Biological process (GO): negative regulation of catalytic activity
Molecular function (GO): enzyme inhibitor activity
Source: RefSeq, a predicted model, not a curated record
AUGCUCUCUCCCAAGUGUUCAAAUUAUCCUUCUCUAUCUAAAGAAAAGUAGAACUUCUUGUUUUUCUGUACAUUUAAUUCGCACUGUAAACGCUCAUCCCCACUAGGGAGUUUCUCCUAUAAAUUAAGAACCCCGCAUUCCCCUUUUCAUCAUAACUCAACUAGCUUUAGUUAUAUAGAGACAGACAAAUUAACAAAAAGCUUAGGAAAGAAAAAUGGAAGGAACUUGUAACAACCGUAGCCAUUUCCAAACUAUUUUUCUUAUUUUGGUUGCCUUCAGUUCUUCUUCAUUCAUGGAGUCAGCUUCAGCAGCAAGGCCAGCAGCCGGAGAUACAAAUACGGAGUUUAUAAGAACAUCAUGCAAAUCAACUACAUAUCCAAACCUCUGUUUCAGCUCAUUAUCCAGCCGUUCAACUGCUAUUGGGGUUUCCCCUCAACUUCUAGCCCAUGAAUCCCUCACCGUCAGCCUCGAAACAGCGCAGUCUACAUCCGCCACGAUGCUGAAGUUGGCUCACGGCCAAGGCAUGACGGCGAGAGAGGUUGGUGCCAUGCAUGACUGUGUGGAGGAACUAAGUGACGCAGUCGUUGAAUUGAGAAAGUCUUUGGGGGAAAUGAAGCAACUAAGGGGCAAAGAUUUUGAUCUUAAAAUGAAUGAUAUUCAAACUUGGGUAAGUGCUGCCUUGACUGACGAGGACACUUGCACCGAGGGGUUUGCCGGAAAAGUGAUGAACGGGAAAGUUAAGACAGUAGUAAGGGGAAGGAUUCUGGAAGUUGCACAUAUGACGAGCAAUGCCUUGGCUUUGAUCAACAGCCUUGCCGCUCUUCACGGCUAAAUCAAAAAAUCAAUUACACACUCCUAUAUAGUGUUAUUUCUCGUCUUUCUCAAAGUAUACUUAGUUCUUCCUUUGUUGAUCCCUGAAGUACCAGGGCCGUCAGCUUUAGGUGAUUUUCUUAUUUAAGUCUGUUCCAUAUGCAUUUAUAGAAAAGGUAAUUUUGUGCAUGAUA